Messenger RNA from Cynoglossus semilaevis (tongue sole), 740 nucleotides. RefSeq names its product granzyme A-like. The transcript is spliced from 3 exons. Gene Ontology annotation, biological process: proteolysis. Gene Ontology annotation, molecular function: serine-type endopeptidase activity. Lineage: Eukaryota; Metazoa; Chordata; Actinopteri; Pleuronectiformes; Cynoglossidae. The annotation marks the transcript as partial. The record is from RefSeq and is a predicted model, not a curated record.
AUUGACCUUCAUGUUGUGUCUCACUCUUGCAGUCUGAAGAAGGUGCUUCUGGGUGUGCAUUCUAUCAGUGCUGAUGAAAAACAAGAAAGGCAGAUAAGAAAAGUUGCAAAGUAUUAUCCUCAUCCAUGCUACAAUAAAACAGAAAAGAUCAAUGACCUCAUGUUGCUCAAGCUUGACAAACCAGUGAAGCGAACAAACACGGUGGACUAUUUCAACUUGAAAACUGCAGCCAAAGAACCUGAAGAUGGCACCAAGUGUACAGUGGCUGGAUGGGGUGAAACAAAGCCUAAUCUUAAAAAAAUGUCUGAGGUCUUGAUGGCAGUCAAUGUGACUGUGAUCAACAGGAUGAAAUGUAACUCUCCUUCCUAUUAUGACUUUAACCCCAUCAUUAACAAGGACAUGAUUUGUGCUGGUUCAAAUGGCAAAGACAAGGCUGAUAGCUGUAGGGGAGAUUCAGGAGGUCCACUGUUGUGUGACGGACAGCUUGUAGGAGUAACUUCUUUCGGAGGUGGCUGUGGCAUUAUUAAGAAGCCAGGAGUUUACACUUUCCUCUCUGCGAAAUACAUCUUCUGGAUCAAAAAGACAAUGAAGAAGUCUGACUAAUCUACUAUUGUGGAAUCAUUUGUCUCUCCAUCAUAUGACAUUUUGGAGUCAGUAUAUCAAUGACUCAAACUUUUCCUGUAGUACAACACAUUUGUUGUGUUUUCUCAAUCCUGACUAUUUGAAAUAAAUUGAACGAA